UGUCCUCUAUGGUCCGAAUCCGAACAAGAUCUUGAUUCAACGAGAGAUAUUUUCUUCGCUAAGAGGUAAAUUCUUCUGUAGUUAUGUUGUUCUUGAUUUGUAGAUCUUGUGAUUUUGAGAUGCUCCCGAUCUGUCCUGUGAGAAUGAUUGAAUUUUUUCUUUUUGGUUGAGCUGCUUGGAUUGGAGACUUGAUCUGUUUGUUGUAAUUUACAUUAAUUGUUUGAUUUGUUUUGUGAAGUUAAUAUUUUGUUAUUCAUGAGAUCUGAUUGUAAAGAUCACGAUCUUCUCCUAAAUUGAUGUGGUUGUACUCUGAUUCCGUGGUAUGACGAGCUGGGGAAAAUUUUUAGGCAUUAUUAUGUUGGAUGCUUGAUUCUAUGGUUUCGAUGAGUUCAUUAGGAUUGGAAAGUAGGCAUGGCGUUAGUCUCAGGAAGGUCAACAUUGAACCCUGAUGCUCCUCUUUUUAUUCCUGCUGCAUUACGGCAAGUGGAAGAUUUCUCCCCCGAGUGGUGGGAUUUGAUCACGACAUCAACAUGGUUCCGCGAUUACUGGCUCAGCCAGCACAAGGAAGAGGACAUCUUUGGGAAUGGUGAAUAUGAUUUUGAUGGCCAUGACAAUGACGUUGUUGAUUUGCUGCCAGAUACUUUUGAUUUGGGUGCUGGCGACGAUUUUCCAAGUCUGGAAGUUCAGUUUGAGGAAUUCAUUCAAUCUUCAAUGAAUGGAGAGGGAAAUGAAUUGUGGUACUCUGCUGUGAAGCAAAUGCCUGGAAAUGGUUUCCAAAUUGAUGCCGAUACGGCGAUGAAGAAUCUGAAUCUGAGUAUAAUGAAGUCGCCAAGAGAUAGGGGUGUCAAGGCUCAGGCAGUGAAGAACUGGGAGAAGCCAGCCCAGUAUGUGAACUCGAAAUGCAGCCCUCGACGCAUCCAGCAGCCCCGUUGAACUGAAAUGCCGUUCCUUUGAAUUGAGCUCAACUUCACUCCAACUGCAGCCAGCCCCGGCUUACUGUUCAACAUCCGGUGAUGUCAGUAGAAUAGAACUUCUGUAUAGAGCAAGAGUCUUGCAUUUCUGCUUGUUCAUUCUCAUGAUCUUUGUUUAGUUAACCUAAGCAGUCUCUGAAGAUAUUGUAAACAAAAAUGUUAAAUUUGGAUAUGAAAAAAAUUUUAAAUUA
Molecule: messenger RNA, 1162 nt
Organism: Malania oleifera
Lineage: Eukaryota; Viridiplantae; Streptophyta; Magnoliopsida; Santalales; Ximeniaceae
Product: protein EARLY RESPONSIVE TO DEHYDRATION 15
Exons: 3
Coding region: 412-933 (173 amino acids)
Source: RefSeq, a predicted model, not a curated record